Messenger RNA from Candida dubliniensis CD36, 1083 nucleotides. It is a transcript of the gene TAF4, whose product is annotated as Taf4p. Gene Ontology annotation, biological process: transcription initiation at RNA polymerase II promoter. Gene Ontology annotation, molecular function: RNA polymerase II general transcription initiation factor activity; DNA binding. Gene Ontology annotation, cellular component: transcription factor TFIID complex. The transcript has a single exon. The record is from RefSeq and is a predicted model, not a curated record. NCBI's taxonomy places the organism in Eukaryota, Fungi, Ascomycota, Pichiomycetes, Serinales, Debaryomycetaceae. Bases 1 to 1083 code for a protein of 360 amino acids.
AUGGCCAGUACACCUCAAGAACCGUCCAAUUUGAAGAGAGAGUUAGAUAAUGGUGAGGAUUCCAACUCACCGAACAAAAAAUCCAAAACAGAGGCCAGACCGGAAAACCAGAACUCAUUGGAGUCUGAUUUCAAUGGCUUACCAGAGGCUUUACUACAAACUGAAACAAAUGGAGCAUCACCAGCAGCAACACCAAUUGAUACCUCUAAUGUAUCGAAUACAAAGGAUCGUGAUCAUGAUACGUCCAAAUUGAAUGAUGCGAUUGCGGCUGCAGGAGUUGAUAUUCAACAAGAAGAAGAGAUAUUAUUACAACAACAAUUGAAUAGAAAAUCAGCAGAAGGUAUUGCCAGUAAUUUAAAAAGUGUGAUCAGGUCUAGUAAAUCACCUCCAUUUUUGAAUAAUUAUCAUUUAGCAGCUUUUAUAGAUAAAGUAGCUAAACAAAACGGAAUUCAACAAAAUUUCUUAAUGGAUGGCGAGAUGUUGGAGUUGAUUUCGGCUGCCUGUGAGACUUGGCUAAGUAAUCUAGCAACAAAAACAAUAAUUUUGUCACGUCAUAGGAGAAGGGGAAUACCUGUUAUUAAUAAGAAAUCAGGAAGUAGCUCUGUUCCAAGAUCAGAAAUUUCCAAAGAAUUGAGAAGUUUGGCUUUAAAACAAAAAGAAAUGGAAGAGAAACGAGUGAAUAAAAGAGUGAUGUUGGGGUUAGAGAAAAGUACUAAAGAUGCAUCUAAAAAUGACGAAAACGGUGAAUCAAAGGCUGGUGCUGAAGAAACGUUACAUCGCGCAGCAAACGCUACGGCUGCAAUGAUGACCAUGAAUCCGGGGAGAAAGAAAUAUAGUUGGAUGACCUCAAGUACUACAGUAGGAGGCGGGUCAGACUUUGGGAAAUCCAGUAGUGGCACAUCUAAGGACUCGGGAAAACUUCAGAGCCCUAUUAUUUCCGUGCGUGGUGAUAAUGGUCUUAGAUUUCGAGAAAUAAGGUCUGGUAAUUCCAUAAUUAUGAAGGAUUUGCUAGGAGCAAUUGAAGAUGAAAAAAUGGGUACUAGAAAUGCUGUAAUAAAAGGUUAUGCCAAAUUGAAAGAUUGA